UGAAAUUUUAUAUCAACAUAAAAUUAAAGAAGUUAUUCAGUCUGAUCAACAAGUAAAAAGACUUCAUAUCGCAACUCUAAUUGUUUCUGAUGAUUCUAAUGAAUUUAUGAAGGAUUAUCAAACUAAUGGUGAAGAAAAUUUAGUAGUAAGUGAUAAUGAUGAUGUGGAAGAUAAUAAUGAUAAGUUUAUAGAAUUAAAUACUGAAGAAA
Messenger RNA from Racocetra fulgida, 209 nucleotides. The record is from the annotation of a GenBank genome assembly. Lineage: Eukaryota; Fungi; Glomeromycota; Glomeromycetes; Diversisporales; Gigasporaceae.